ACGCUCCGGCGAUAACGAUCGUAUCCUUCGACAGAACGGCUUAAGCUUUGCUGAACGAACGAAUCACUCGACUAGAACAGUUAUCAAAAUGUUCAAGAACCAUCUUGCUAUGAUUGGCAUGAAUGAGACGCCAAACAAAAAGGCCAAGUUUUGGCAGUCAUACAUCAGAUCCUUGAAGGGAUCCGAUGAUAUUCGUGCACACGACACUCCGGCCUACCGGCGACCGAUCCUGCUGUUCGACGAACCGGACACCGCCGUCGGUCGCAUCAACUCGCCCGGCUAUCACUACUUGCCGGUACACCGGGAAACCUACGGCUACUCGCCCCGGCCAAUCUACGACCAUCACUACACGCGUUCGCAGAGAGCACCAAGCGUAAACAGACUGGCCGAUGCCGAGAAAGCCUGGGCUGACCAUUUGGAGCGGAUGCGGGAAAUUGACCGCAGAUACCCAUCGCGCUACGGACUGUACCUCAAGGACAAACCAAGCCAGGUAGUGUUUCCGCAGGAGAUGGAGUACGAACCGGAGACGAAGCCGCUCUACUCGACGCUGCACUAAGCGGGAAUGCAAUUGGUGCUUAAAAGCUUACCGAACUGUCCCUUUACUGUUUCCACCCUUAAAAACACACGCACACACACACAAACGUCCUUUUUUCCUCCCCCACUCCCCGGAAACCCACCCCUCGACGGUUAUCCAACAGUCCUAACGAAGUACCCCGAUUUUUCCCCGUCUUCAUCUCAGCGCGUGGCUCAGCUUUAACUUACGCACAACAAGGCGAACCGCUACCACACAUAUGCACCUGGAUGAGUAUGUAAAGCAUGACCGUAUACCGGUCGGUUUAAUGCGCGGUUGACUCCGGUUUCCCCCCCUCGGGGGGCGGAGUAUGCGAUAGUAGAUAGUAGGGAGUCGAUAUUGAAAGCAUAAACAAACCCAAAGCAAACAAACAAAAAAAAUCGGUAAAAAGUUACUCCUUUAAAGAUAGCAACUUUUUCUCGACCCAAAAAAAACAAUCUCUCACACGCUCACACACAUACACACACACACCAACCUCAAACAACACACUUACACGCGCGCGCGCGAGAGAG
Molecule: messenger RNA, 1083 nt
Organism: Anopheles moucheti
Lineage: Eukaryota; Metazoa; Arthropoda; Insecta; Diptera; Culicidae
Exons: 5
Coding region: 89-556 (155 amino acids)
Source: RefSeq, a predicted model, not a curated record